Messenger RNA from Schistocerca gregaria, 3065 nucleotides. RefSeq names its product aldehyde dehydrogenase, dimeric NADP-preferring-like. Gene Ontology annotation, cellular component: cytoplasm. Gene Ontology annotation, molecular function: aldehyde dehydrogenase (NAD+) activity. NCBI's taxonomy places the organism in Eukaryota, Metazoa, Arthropoda, Insecta, Orthoptera, Acrididae. Gene Ontology annotation, biological process: aldehyde metabolic process. The coding region runs from base 113 to 1717 and encodes 534 amino acids. The transcript has 12 exons. The record is from RefSeq and is a predicted model, not a curated record.
GAAGCCGCGGCGGCGCCAGCGACCGCUCGCCGACCUGGCUUCUCUUGCGACUCGCGAGAUUAGUCUUCUGUCCGGCUCGCGGCAGUGCACUACACCGAAGCACGGCGAGAGCAUGGCGGCGGCUGAAGACGGGCCUAGGGGGGGUGCGCAGCUGGAGGCCGUGCUCGUCGGCGAUCGACAGCCCGACGGCGACGUGUCAGUACCCAAUGGGAAACAAUCAGGCACAUUAUUCUCAAAUGUUGUAGAGAGGGCUCGUGAUGCCUUUAAUAGCGGAAAAACAAGAUCUGCAGAUUUUCGUGAAAAACAACUAAAGCAGCUCCUUAAAUUGUAUGAGGAGAAUGAGGAUGCUAUUGUUGCUGCUUUAUCUUCAGAUCUGAGGAAGAGUAAACAAGAGACUAUGCUGACUGAAGUAGAACUUAUGAAAAAUGAUGUUAGAAAUGUACUGAUUCAUUUUAGAGAUUGGAUGAAACCAGAGAAGCCUGAGAAAGGACUUGUUUAUCUGUUGGAUGAUGUUGUCAUUUAUAAUGAACCUUAUGGUGUUGUUCUGAUUUUGGGUGCUUGGAAUUACCCAUUUCAAUUGGCACUAUUGCCUGCUGCUGGUGCUAUAGCAGCAGGUAACUGUCUCAUAAUCAAACCAUCAGAAUUGUCUCCGCACACUUCAAAGCUUGUUGCUGAAUUGGUUCCAAAAUAUCUUGAUCGGGACUGUUUCCAUGUUGUUGAGGGUGGCGUGGCUGAAACAAGUGAACUUUUGAAAGAACGUUUUGAUUACAUUUUUUACACUGGCUCAACACAUGUUGGUAAAAUUGUGGGAGCAGCAGCUAAUGAACACUUGACACCAACAACUUUAGAACUGGGAGGUAAAAGCCCAGUUUACUUGGAUUCUACAGCAAAUAUGGACAUUGCAGUAAAACGAAUUCUUUGGGGAAAGUGCAUUAAUGCAGGCCAAACAUGUGUAGGGCCUGAUUAUUUGUUGUGUACCAAGGAUCUAGAAAAGCGAUUUAUUGCAAUAGCUAAAGAGGUGCUAAGGGAAUGGUAUGGAGAUAAUCCAAAGAAUUCACCUGAUCUUGCUCGAAUUGUUACUGAUCGACACUUCCAGAGGUUACAAGCAUUCCUCAGUAAUGGAACUGUUGCUAUAGGAGGUGAAACUGAUCAGUCAGAAAGAUUUAUUAGUCCAACAAUCCUCACUGAUGUUAAACCAUCAGAACCUGUUAUGCAAGAAGAAAUUUUUGGACCAAUUCUUCCUAUAAUAAAUGUGGACAGUGCUUUUGAGGCUCUCAAAUUCAUAAAUAAUCGACCGAAGCCUUUGACACUUUAUAUUUUUUCAACUGACAAAACUGUACAAAAACUAUUUCUGGAGCAAUCAAGUAGUGGUUCAGUCUGCAUCAAUGACACAGUAUUGCAUUUGGCAGUUGAAGCACUUCCUUUUGGUGGAGUUGGAUCUAGUGGAAUGGGGGCAUAUCAUGGUGUCCAUACUUUCAACACUUUUACUCACAAGAAAAGUUGCUUGGGAAAAAACUUCAAUCAUUUAGUGGAAAAACUUAAUUCGAUAAGGUACCCACCUUACUCAGAGAAAAAAAUAAAUCUUAUAAGUUUUAUAAUGAAGAAACGCCGUGGAAUAAGUUUCAAAUAUAUAAUCCAUUUUAUAAUGUUUGUGUUGGGUGUUUUAACAACUGUUGCCAUCUGGGGAAUUGUGCAGGCAAGCCAAGGAGGGAACUGAGAGAUUUUAAAUUCUUUUACCUCAGAAGGUGACAUACAGUAUCCAGGAAGAGUUCUCUUUCAUUUAAAUAGUAAUACUUAUUAGGUGCUGCAUUAAGAGCGGGAUUUAGUACAAUGGAUGUCAUAGCAACCUGCCAGUUUCUACAGAUGCGUUGCAAGUGUCUCACUGGUUCUUAAGGAAGAUCACUCUUCCUGGUGCAAUUUACCUGAUUUUAUUUACUAUCUCAAAGUAUAGUGAUACACAACAAUCAACACUUUUUGAAGCAGUACUUUGCCAAAAGAAGUACUUGAAUUAGAUCUGUAAACAAUCUUUGAUAUUGGUAUUGUUCUGUAAUAAUAUUGAUUCCAAUUGAAUAUAUAUAUUGUAAAUAUUUUAUAAUAUGUAAAUAAUAUAUAAGUAAGUCAGUUACUGCUGUUUUGUGGAAAAAUGCUGGGUUUUGAUGUAAUAGUUGUAUAAGCAAACACCACCAGCAUUUAUUUAACAUGUUAAGUAAAAUGAAUACAGUAACUUAUCUAUAAGUUAAGAUAUUUCUUUUGCAAAACAGAGAGUGUCAGCAGUAACAAAGAAAGACACCUUUUUUCAGGACAAAAGAGAAUAAAUUCAUUCAUUUGUUCAUUCAUUCACUCAUCACAUUCUAUAAAACCUUUCAUGUAGGACAGCCCUGUGGGGUGUGAAACAAGUAAAGUUAAAUACAUAUGCACAAACAGACACUGCUGGCUACUUCUUUAAACUACACUAACAACAAAUCGUGAUGAACACUAAUCAGUAUGCACAGACAAGAGUGAAAACUAUCAGGAGUGGAGUCCAUUCUAGAACCAAAUGCAGAAAUCUUUUUAAGGAACUCAACAACCAUUGCACAAUGUACAACCAGCCUGAAGUUUUUCAUGAGGAAAAAAGGACCCCUUUUUAAACCUAAUAGGUGAUAUGAAAAUCAUUAUACUGGAAAAAAGAAGCCAUCCACUAUGAGGAUACAAACCUGAGUAUGGUAGUGAAGGAUGUCCAUAUGAGCGGCUGUAAGAUUUUUAAUGCCCCCUACAUAAAGUAUGUGCUUAGUGGAUGAUGCUUCUCUUUCUCUUACAAAAUACUUAAGGCAUGGUCUAUUGCAAUGGUAAUUUUACACUAUAGAAGAGUCCUGAACGACAAUAUCCUUAUAUCUGUAACUCUCAGAUACAUUCACAGUUCCGAAUUUGUGUGGAUGUUUGUUUAUAAUUGUGAACAUAUUUAAAUACUUGUAUGUUUGAUGUGAUGGAAUCUGAGUUACAGAUGUCUAAAUGUGAAAUUGAUUAAUACUAUUUACAUAGUACCAUAGAAUGUAACCACAAUAAACCUGUAAAACGGUCGUUACAUA